GAAGUGUCACUUUAACUGAGUAGCUUGACACUGGUGGCAGGAAUGGCGGCUAAGAUUACUAGAGGAAGGAACCAAAAGAAACUUUACUUCUAACGGCCCCGCUGAGGAAUUUAUUUUCAACGACACGCAGAAACACCAUCCCAUAACGGAUUAAAGGGAUAAGAAGUGCUAUAACGUGAGCAUAACGCGGUAGAUGUCCAUUAAAAGGAGGUGGACGCACUUUGCGACUUGCUAGUUAGCUUAACGUCAGUGACACUGACUUUGAUUCAAGGUAGCUGUUAGCUCGCUGUGCUACUAGCCAGCUGUUGGCUACUGGGCUUGGCUGGCCCAACAAGUUAACUAACGUUAAGUGAUUAACUGUAUGAAAACAUUCCUUAUUUGCACAUUUGAGCGGUGUCCAGCUGUCGUUGUCAACAAAUAGUAUUAGGGUCUUAACAGAGAGUGGGAUUAGACGACAACAAGAACAUUAUUACUGCUGACCUAGCUGGUGCAGUAACGCCUGAAGUCUCGCCCAUUUUUUGGAUCCUGCCCCAGCCAUUGGCUUAGGGCUAAUCAACAGCCAAGUACUCUAGUUUUCAGGGUUGAUUUGUACUACGAUGGAAAGUCUAACGCUGACUGAUGUCGAGCAGAAAUAUUACUCGGAUUUAUUCGUUUAUUGCGACACGGACAACACCAAAAAAGUGGCUUCCAAUGGGAGAGUUCUUGACCUUUUCCGGGCGGCCCAGCUACCCAGCGAAGUUGUCCUGCAGAUCACAGAGCUGUGUGGAGCCACUCGGCUGGGUCACUUUGGGCGGAGCCAGUUCUACAUCGCUCUGAAGCUCAUUGCCAUUGCCCAGUCCGGUCUGCCGCUGAGGGUGGAAAGCCUCAACUCAGUCAAAGACCUGCCGCUGCCCAGGUUCGUGGUGGGGAAGAAUGAGGCGGAGGCGAGGCACGCAGCGCUGUACCAGGACGCAGACAGUCAGGGGUUGUACCCAGCCUCCGCCGCCGCAGUAAUGCCCAGACCACCAGGAAGGGGGUUCCAAAACAAGAAAGCUCCCCCAUCAUCCACUUCACUUCCUGCCCACGAGGUCAUCCAGCCCCUGGCACCCAGCAUAGACCCACAGCCCGAACCGACGUCCCCCGUGGUCUCCCCUCACCAGUCUCCCCCCACCUCCCCUCCCUCGUGGCGGAAACACAAGCGACAGCCCAGUGGAGGAAACGCAGACAGACAGCCGGUGGUGGUCCCAACUGGAGCUGUGUGGACGCAGUUCAGAGAACCACAAGCAGGUCCAGUGCCCGGUGAAGGAAUGUGGCCGUCCCGCUCGCCCCCGCCUCUGAGUCAGGAAAGCUGGGUCAGUUUCACAGCCGACACACCGCCAUCCAGCGCGAUCCCAGGAAUGCAUCCCUCGUCAGUCCAGGAGAGCACAACAAUACGAACUGUGGCCUCAGCAGCGAUGACCAAUGAGAUCCAGCGACAGUCCAGCGGCUACGACGAUCCGUGGAAGAUCACAGACGAGCAGAGACAGUAUUAUAUUAACCAGUUCAAAACCAUCCAGUCAGACCUCACCGGCUUCAUACCUGGUUCCGCUGCAAAAGAGUUCUUCACCAAAUCCAAACUACCGAUUUUAGAGUUAUCACAUAUUUGGGAGCUGUCAGACUUCGAUAAAGACGGAGCGCUGACCCUGGACGAGUUCUGCGCCGCCUUCCACCUGGUUGUGGCCAGGAAGAAUGGCUACGACCUCCCUGAGAAGCUGCCUGAGAGCUUGAUGCCAAAGCUGAUUGACCUGGAUGACUCAGCAGAGGUUCCUGAGCAGACUGCUGAUGUCGGAUACUCGGGCUCCCCGGUGGAGGUCACCCCCAGCAAGUCUCCCUCCAUGCCUUCCCUCAACCAGGCCUGGCCAGAGAUGAACCAGAGCAAUGAGCAGUGGGAGACGUUUAGCGAGCGCUCCUCCAGCUCACAAACUCUGACCCAAUUUGACUCUAACAUUGCACCAGCUGACCCUGACACAGCCAUCGUGCACCCUGUUCCCAUCCGGAUGACACCCAGUAAGAUCCACAUGCAGGAGAUGGAGCUGAAGAGAACUGGCAGCGACCACAACCACCCGACCAGUCCGCUAUUGGCUAAACCUCCCGAACUGUCUGAAGAAGCCCAAUUACCUGCCUCCAUGAAGUUUGUAGCCGCCAAGACUGUAGGUGAUGGUUACAGCAGUUCAGACUCCUUCACCUCAGACCAGGAGCCAAUCACAAGACAACGGUCUCAGUCGGGAACGUCUCCGGAGGCUCUGAAGGUGGUAGCCCCCCCUCCACCUCCCCCUCGCCCCCACCCCUCUCACUCUCGGUCCUCGUCUCUCGACAUGAACCGCACCUUCGCUGCCGCUUCUGCUGCAGGACAACCCCCGUCCUCUACAAUAGCUUACCCGCCCGCUGUGCCCCCUAGACCGCUACCCACACAGACGUCAGCACCACACACCGGGCAUCGUGCGGAGGCAGAGGGUGCAUCAGGAGGCGGAGCAGCACUCACCACCACCUCCCCCCAACAGAUUCCCCAGCAGCCCAAUUUCGCCGACUUCAGUCAGUUUCAGGCGUUCGCUGCAUCUGAACAGCCCUCCAGCCUGCCAGAGGUCGACAUUCACAGUGAGCCUGGACAGGUGGAGAAGUCCUCAGAGGGAGCUGGCCCUUUAAGAACAGUCAAGAGUGACGGCCAAGUCGACGAGAGAGUCUCAGCUACUAUCAACUCUGCCAAAGGUUCUGUGUCUGGUCCACUAGGGCCUCCUCCAAAACCUGUGCGCCGAAGGUUGAAAUCUGAAGACGAGCUACGACCGGAGGACGAGCAACACGGUCCACAGAAAUUAAACGUCAUAGCAGCUGUCCUGGCAACUCAGCCGUCCAUCCCCAGGUCAGUAGGAAAGGACAAAAAGGCGAUACAAGCUUCAAUUAGAAGAAACAAAGAGACAAACACAGUGUUGGCGCGACUUAACAGUGAACUGCAGCAACAACUGAAGGACCUUCUUGAAGAGAGGAUAUCCCUGGAAGUCCAGCUGGAGCAGCUCAGACCUUUCUCUCAUCUUUAACCAACGUGAAGAGGAGAACUCAGCUGUAGUCCAUCUGAAGCAGAGCUGUGGCCCUUGGUGUGACUCUCCCUCCACCCCUCCCUCCCUCCUCCUCCCACCAUCUCGGCUUUCCCUGGAGCCCCCGACCUGUUGCAGGGUGCUCCGUUAAUACUCUUACGCUCAACUAACACUUGUAUUAAUCAUAUACCGGAAGAACAUGAGAGCAAAGUCUUACCAAGAGGAGGAGGCGACAGGAGCAUUGGGGGGGGAUUUUACAAACUGGCACUUUUCAAAUUUCUCUAAAGAGAGGUGAGCGCGAGGACAACAGCAGACUGAGAAACGGUUAGGAGUGACAGACCAGACGCUCCACCUGUGGGGGCCGUCUGAAGACAAACUGCUGGUGUCUGAAUACUCUCUGAAUGAGUGAAGAAGGAAGGCGGAGUGUGUUUGUUGUGUGUGUGUGUGACCGUUUGUGUAUUUGUGUUUCUGUUUAGUGACUUGAAGCUAGCAACAAUAUGUCUAUUCUGUCUUUGGGUGCUGUGCCGCACAAAACUCCUAAAUUAAAAGAAGCAGUUUAGUACUUUUUGGGAGAAUGCGCUUCUUCAAGUUUCUUUUUUUAGAGUUGAAUCUGAAGAUCCAUAUCAAUCUCAUGUGUGAGUACAGAGAUGGAGGCUGCGAUUAUGUUAGCUUAGCAUAAAUACUGGUAGCAGGGGGAAACCGCUAUCCUGGCUUUGUCCAAAGUUCAAAACUACACCUACCAUCACCUCUAAAAUCAACAUGUUAAUAUGUUGUCUGUUGUUUGUUAAGUCUGUACAAAAACAGAGCAGUAAAAACAACAAUUUGCUAUUUGGGGGAUAGUUAAAUGCUGAAACUGCUGGAAAUGAAGCAAAGCGUGUAUUUCUAAAGUAGUUUAACUAUUCCUUGGGCUUCUCACUUAUCGGUGUACCUACUUUUCUACGGCUGAUAAUACCUAAUCCAAGCUGGGCAAUAAUUGUGGAAAACACGACUCGAAAAGCAUUUCUGCUUUAAAUAUCAUCAAAGACCGGCGCUCUCAUGACCAUUUGCCUCCCAAAUGUCAAAAUUUUCAAAUAAUCUGGUAAAAAAUAAGUCACAGAGACAUGCUGCAACACAUAUUAGAGGCUUUGGAAACAUGAACUUCUACCAGGAAUCUACCAGUAAGAAAGAAAUGUCACAUAGUUGUUGUUUUGUUUUUUUGCUGGAGUUUGGUGUGGUCAGUCUCUCCAUAAAACAUACUGGGCUACUUCUGGACGGGAUUUUUAGUUUGUUUCUGUGAGGCCUUUAAUGGCCAAAAUAUUUUGGUGAAGGCUUUUUUUCUUUUUUACUCAUCCUGUGAAACCUCUCUCUCUCUCUCUCUCUCUCUCUCUCUCUCUCUCGUGUCUUACUGCCCCUUGAAGUCUACGUAUGUGUGUUGAUGGCAUGAUGCGGUGAAUGAAUGUCUUUGAGGUUUGAUGUGACUAAAUGGUUUAACUUUAUGCCAAAUGACUGAACCAUCUCUCUGCUCUUUCACCUUGACCUGGGCUUUGUUUUUGAAAAAAAGAAAAGGAAAAAAAAAGAACUCUUUUCCCUUUCUUCACGUUUCUGUUGAUUCAUUUCCAAACAUAGCUGUGCGUCAACAUUCUUUUUAAACAUGUUAUUCUUGGUUGCUGUCGUCAUCUCCCCGUCUUUUACCUUCACCUGGAUGGGAAACCAUUUAGCCAAAACAGACAUUUACUUGAAGGGGUUUGAAGAUAAUACCAGCUGCUCGACUGCAGGAGGCAGCAAUUACUGUAUGAAGAAUUGUUCUGCUGAUCAGUGAGAAGAUUCGCUGUGACUUUCUGAUCAGCAAAAACAAAUGCACAAAUCCAAACUGAUGGUGAAGAUAUGAGUUUAAGAUAUUCAGCUGUUUUCCAAUCGGACAGUCUGCACUAUGCAAGUACGGGUGAUACAUCCUCACACACCACCUCUACUUAGCUGUUUGUACUUGGUCAUUGGUUUGUACUAUGAUAGUAGCAACUGUGUGAACAGUAUAAUCUGGUUUUUGUAUCUUAGAUCUUCCAGAACAACAGCUACUGUAUGCUUGUCACACACGCGCGCACACACACACACACUCACACACACCACCCCACCCUAAAUCUGCAAGAUGUGACCCUUGCUGGGUGUAGAUGAAGCUCAUCAGGACAACAGAUGGAGACCAGUCAACAGAAUGGAAGACCUGGAUGACCUAACUGCACUUUGAACUUAACCUCCCUACCCUUCUUUCUUUUUAUAUUUUUUUUGUUACAUCCUUCUGCUUUCUUUUAAUGUUUGCAUUUUUUUGUCUUUCACAUGUAUUUAAAAAACAAAAACAAAAAAAGAUGCUUUAAGAAGAAAAAAAGAAAUAAUGAACCACUUAAGUUUUUAUUUCUUCAGUACAUCCUUGGAAACUAAGAGGUUGUUGUGCCAGUACCCUUAAAUAUCCCGUCUUGUUUGGUUAGAUAUUUUUUAUUUUUAUAAAUGUUUUUGUCCCUGGAACUUCCUGUGUGUUCUCUUAAAGCCUUACCCCCCUCCCCCCCCACUGGCGUUUCCAGUGUGUGUGUGUGUGAGAGUGAGAGAGUUAGUGUGUGUGAGAGUGUGAUGUCUCCAGACCUAGAACUAAUACCAUUGAAAACCUUCAUGUGGGAUUGAUUUUAUGCUUGCUAGCACAAUAGCUCCCCAUUCAUCCGCGAACCCUAAAGGCAAUCCAGGCAGGCAGAAGCAAUCACAAAGUCUUUGGUGGGAUUUUGAAUGCUAUUUGAACCAAGAUCUGUGUUGUAUAUUGUACAUGAUACACACUUUUGGACUUGUGUAAAUUUGCAUUAAUUGCUGACUAACAGCGAAAGAAUAUUAUAUUUAAUUCCUUAUCUCUUGGCUGUGGGAUCCUAGAUGUGUAACUGCAUGGAUGUACUGUAUCUCUGCAGAGUCAACUAGCAGCUGUGUGAUUUUUACACAAAAAUAAAAACGGGACAAUAUUUUAAA
This is a messenger RNA of Etheostoma cragini (Arkansas darter), 6023 nucleotides long. RefSeq names its product RALBP1 associated Eps domain containing 1 (gene reps1). Gene Ontology annotation, cellular component: plasma membrane; cytoplasm. The transcript is spliced from 19 exons. Lineage: Eukaryota; Metazoa; Chordata; Actinopteri; Perciformes; Percidae. The record is from RefSeq and is a predicted model, not a curated record. The coding region runs from base 597 to 3050 and encodes 817 amino acids. Gene Ontology annotation, biological process: endosomal transport; endocytosis. Gene Ontology annotation, molecular function: calcium ion binding; protein binding.